Molecule: messenger RNA, 1711 nt
Organism: Micropterus dolomieu (smallmouth bass)
Lineage: Eukaryota; Metazoa; Chordata; Actinopteri; Centrarchiformes; Centrarchidae
Product: CMRF35-like molecule 8
Exons: 8
Coding region: 51-1577 (508 amino acids)
Cellular component (GO): plasma membrane
Molecular function (GO): transmembrane signaling receptor activity
Source: RefSeq, a predicted model, not a curated record
ACCAACUGAAGGUAAAGAGUUUGAGGAUUUUAACAUCCAAGAUCAAUAAAAUGAGCUUUCUUCUCCUCCUCCUCUUCUCACUGAUGACAGGUUGUGAGGCCUCGUCUAAAGAGUCUAAAGUGAAGGGAUGCACAGACGGAUGGGUUGAAUUCACCUGCGAAUGUCCAAAACCAAAUGAACAUGUUUAUUUAGUUAUUCCCAAAAAAACAACCAUAAAAAGCACUAAAAAGGAUGUUUGGGAAAACAAAGGCAGAGUUUCACUGUACCAUGAUACAAAAGAAAAAAAUCUCAGGAUGGCCAUUAAACAACUUGAACAGAAGGACAUUGGGACGUACACGUGUAAAUUUAAAAAUAAUGAAAUCAAAAAACUGGAAUUGGAUGUUGACAAAGACUGCCAGAAACAAUUUAAUCAAACUGCGUACAGAACAGCUAAAACCACCAUCACAUGUGAUCACACAGGAAACGAAUACAAGUUCUUCUGCAAAGAGAAAGGUUCAAUCUGUGAGGAUAUUUUAUCAACAAAAUCCUCUCUGAAGUCGAAGGGGACAUUCACUCUCACAGAAACCAACAGUAGCUUCAGCAUGUCCAUCAGUAAGGUGUCCUCACGUGAUGCUGGUGUCUACUGGUGUGGAGUGGAAACACAUGAAGGAAGUUACAGAGCUGCUCUCAGAAAGAUACAGCUGGAGGUUGAAGCUACUAUUACCAGAUUCACAAAGUCUCCAACUGUUGGACAGAAUCUGACAUACUGGUGUGAAUAUCCAAAUGGUGCUCUGAUAAACAAAUUCAUCUGUAAGGGAGAAGAUCCAUCUAUAUGUCAACCUCUAGUAAGCACCGCACAGCACAACAACAACACUGGGAGGUUUUCCAUGAAGGAGGACAAAGAGAAGAGAAAUAUCACCAUAACAGUGAGAAACGUAACAACAGACGACACUGGGACAUACUGGUGUGGAGCAAAAAGCACUGACAAAACAGGCAGCAACCCAUUCUUCCACAAACUGGUGAUGACUGUAGUAUCACCAGCCGUAUCAUCUACAUCAUCGACAUUUCUGGUUUCUUCAACCCAGUCAAAUACUGCGUCUGCUGAGAGUCGUGGUGGCUCUCAGGUCGUCAUUACUGUGAUCGUCUGCGUAGUUGUGCUGCUGCUGCUGCUGCUGCUGUUUGUGCUAAUUGUGAUCCUUUUCUACAGACGACGUUCACAUUCAAAGACCACAGGAAAAGAAGCAGUAUCACAGAACAUGAAACAGGAUUAUGUCUACGAGGAGAUACAGCAGCCCGUCCAGACUCCAGACUCAGGAAAUGAGAUGAACACGAUUUAUGCCAAUGCCAACUUUCCCACAAACCCCUCUGCCUCGCUGCAUUACUCUACCGUCAACUUCCAAAGCAGCUCUGACAGAGUUGGUGGUGAGGCAGUGAUCCUCAAACCCAGCUCUGCUGCCUGCGAAUAUUCUGCUGUGAAGCAAAGUGAAACCUACUCUACUGUCAACCAGCCGUCCAGCUCUUCAGAGGAUCCUCUCUACGCAACAGUCAACAAGCCACAGCAGCACCGAGCAAAGAUCAGCCCUGUUAGGAAUUUAUGACAUUUAAUACAUGUAUGGCCAAAAUUUCAGGUCAUUCAUGAGUGUUAUGGCAGAAAAUUGUGUCCUCUUACAUUUAAUCGUUUAUGUAUGAUCUUUUAAUAUUAUCAUUAUUAUUAUUGAUAUAGAUAUGUAUU